AUGACGAAGCAUACAAAUGCAAAUAUUUGUCUCCCAAUGCAUGUCUAUCCCUUCGGAAGGCAGGGUUGCUGCAAGAUCUCAACAAUACCAAAGCAAAGACACUUCGCUUCAAAUUCUCUCAACACCAACUUCAUGAGGCGGUUGUUUCCAAAUGUGUUUGGGUUCAUUGAGAAGGAGAUGAGUGAUGCUGUUGAGAGUAGUGACAUAUUGCGGGCAUUUAUGGUGAGAAAUGAGGGCUCACGAGAGAAGGUUAUGGUCUUGAAGAAGGAAUUGGUGACCGGACAGGACCUGAGGAUGGCGAAUACACCAGAUGGAUGGGGUUCCAUAUCGUUAACACAAUCACUCUCAGUCCUACGCAAAACAAUCCCUGAUCAUAUCUGGUGGAGCAUCACAGAUGAUGACUCCUGGGACUUAAAGACCCUCAAAGUGUACGAUCGUGUUACAGGCCUCUUCGAGAAGAAAACAGCGACGUCCUUGAAAAGGGUAGCUGGCGGAUUGGGAGGUGCGAAGAGCUUGAGGAAGCGGAAGGGGAAGGAGAAGACAAAUGCUAAGGCAAGGGCAAAGGCACAGAAGGAUGUUAAGGGCAAGGGGAAAGCAAAGGGGAAAGCAAGAGUCGUGGAUUCGGAGUCAGAGGACACCAGCAGUAGCGAGAUGGGAGGUGAGACAGGGGAUGAAUUGCCAUCAGAGUCGACAAAGGUCUCUUCACGUGCUGAAGCAUGUCUUUUGACAAAGGAUAACAAGAUUGACAAUGACGAUGUAGAGAUUCUUGAGGCCGAUCCUUCCACCACGCCACCCGACCUGCCCACCACAUCCAUUCCCUCCACAUUCCCUGCGCCUGCUGCCACUGCGUCCUCGUCGGCCUCGGUCUUGAUGUCUCAUUUAACAGGGCCCUCGUUGGAUGUUCCUACUUCGCUUCAUGUAAACCCAUCGUCUAUGCCCAUCACCGUCAGCCAACAACCUGUGUCAUCCCUCAUGUUCCACACUGGUAUCUCAUCGUUAUUGUCAUCAAGCUCAGCUGCAGCUGUCGUCAGUAAUCUAUCAUCUUUGCCCGUCACCGCCAACCAACAACUCGCCUCAUCCUCCAUACUCCCCACUGGUGUCCCGUCGUCAUUGUCAUCGAGCUCGGCUGCCACCAGUACACCUAUGCCAUCACCAAAUGGUCUAUAUCUUCCUGGUGGUUUAAUGACCCAAGCCUCACACCACUACUCUCCGAGGCAGCAGCUGUGUGACUCACCGUGGUUCUGCCGUAAUACGGGCCCAUCGUAUGGGACAGUCAUAUCUGGCUCACCUCUAGUAUCUACCCCUUCGACCUUAAGUAGCCGUCCCACCAGUUCAUGUCCGGGAGAUAAGAAGAAACCCAGGUUUGGUUUUCAUGAUCCCAGAAAACCGAACAACAACCCUUGGAAAAAGGAGAACUAG
Stereum hirsutum FP-91666 SS1 is the source of this 1419-nucleotide messenger RNA. RefSeq lists its product as uncharacterized. Bases 1 to 1419 code for a protein of 472 amino acids. The record is from RefSeq and is a predicted model, not a curated record. NCBI's taxonomy places the organism in Eukaryota, Fungi, Basidiomycota, Agaricomycetes, Russulales, Stereaceae. The transcript is spliced from 3 exons.